Messenger RNA from Cuculus canorus (common cuckoo), 5013 nucleotides. It is a transcript of the gene DIXDC1, whose product is annotated as DIX domain containing 1. Lineage: Eukaryota; Metazoa; Chordata; Aves; Cuculiformes; Cuculidae. Gene Ontology annotation, cellular component: cytosol. Gene Ontology annotation, biological process: canonical Wnt signaling pathway. Gene Ontology annotation, molecular function: protein binding. The record is from RefSeq and is a predicted model, not a curated record. The transcript has 20 exons. Bases 179 to 2251 code for a protein of 690 amino acids.
UCGACUUUGGCUCAACUAUCUGUGUGCAGUAACGAGCUGCACAUAUGGGACUAUGAAUGCGGUUCCUGAUGAGCUCCAACUCUUUGUCUUUGGGAGGAGGAGAAAGAGGUUGUGCCCAGAGCUGGAGGAUCUGCCCUGUGCCCUCUGAGACCCUCGCCCGACGGUGGGCUCCUGGAGAAUGCUCGCUUGUUUGGCCAGGGGGAAUUUACUGGAUAUUCUUCAGGAGGGCUUCACGGAGCAACAACUUCAGGCAUAUGUGGCCUGGGUGAAUUCCCAGCUGAAGAAGAAGCCAACAAUAAAGCCAGUCCAAGACCUGCGACAGGAUCUCAGAGAUGGAGUCAUUCUUGCUUUGCUCAUUGAGAUUGUGGCUGGUGAGAAGCUGAACGGCAUUCAGGUCAACCCCACCAGCUCACAGGAGAUGAGGGAAAAUGUGGAGAAAGUCUUGCAGUUUGUGGCAUCAAAAAAGAUCCGCAUGCAUCAGACAUCAGCAAAGGAUAUCGUUGACGGGAACUUGAAAUCUAUCAUGAGGUUGAUCCUAGCCUUAGCUGCUCAUUUCAAACCAGGCUCUGGGAGAGCGAUGCACCACAGCCCUGCUGGCACAGUGGGGAAGAGCUCAUCUGCUUCAUCUGCCAGCCACCACCGGCCUCGCUCGGCAGCUGCAGUGGCCCAAGGGGCAGUGGCUGCUCUGGCAGAUGUGCGUCAAGACGUCUUGCAAUCCGGGCGAGAUGUUUUCCGGCACAGACAGAGAAACAGCAGCAUGGAUGAGGAGAUCGAAAACCCCUACUGGAGUGUGCGGGCACUGGUGCAGCAAUACGAAGGGCAGCAGAACAUGCCAGUGGAGUCCCACUCUGUCAGUCUUACAUCUCCCAGUCCUAUCCAUAGUGCGAAGAGUGACUCCACUGUAACCCCAUCAGAGGAGAAGGAAAGACUUGUGAUCAGCCAGACUGAAGAAACAGAAACCAGAACAGAAGAGAUAGAAGCUCAUUUCCAGCCUGAGUGGCAAGCAGGAAACCCUGGGUCAUUUUCAGAGAAUUCAUGGGAGGUGCAGCUUUUGGAACAACAAGACCAUUUGGAAAAGGAAAUGGAGGAAGCAAAGAAGAUGAUUUCUGGUUUGCAGGCUUUGUUGCUCAAUGGGUCUCUACCUGAGGAUGAACAGGAGGGGUCCUUUGAACUUUCUGAACGCGGAGCCUGUCCUGAAGAGCAGCUGAUCAUAAUCCGAAGUCGCCUGGACCAGAGCGUGGAAGAAAAUCAAGACCUAAAGAAGGAGCUUUUGAAAUACAAACAAGAAGCUCGAAACCUACAGGGGAUAAAGGAUGCUCUGCAGCAAAGGCUGAUUCAACAAGAUGCUUCAGUCCUUCAGCUAAAGCAGGAACUGCUGAGAGCAAACAUGGACAAGGAGGAGUUGCACAACCAGAACGUUGACCUUCAGAGGAAGGUUGAAGAGAGAAACCGGCUACUGGCAGAAUAUAAAAAAGAACUUUGCCAGAAGGAUCGGCAUUUACAGCAGCAUCAGACCAAACUGGAUGAAAUGCUUCGGCAGCUUUCUGAGGCCAGCUACCAACAGGUGGAUUUGGAGCGGGAGCUGGAGCACAAGGAGGCCCUGCUGGCUCACUGCAUGAAGAGGGAAGCUGAGGAGGUGAUGGCUCACAGUGGUCACAGUGCUCAGAGCAACGGCUUCCUCCAGACAGCAGGAAAAGGAGCUGCUCCCACAGCCCACCGAGGGACAAAUGACUUGCAGCUCAUUCGUGAUGCCCUUCGCAGCCUCAGGAACAGUUUCAGUGGCCAUGAUCCGCAGCACCACACUAUUGACAGUCUGGAGCAGGGCAUCUCCAGCCUGAUGGAGCGACUCUACCGCAUGGAAACACAGAAGAGGCAAGAGAGAAGGAUCCGGGGGAAAUCGCCAGCAAGCAGAGCAACAAAUGAGUGUAGAGACUCCUGGCCUCCCAAAUCCAAACUGCCUCAUUCUCACAGCACCCCAGUGAUGAGCACCAGUGCCUGCACCAAAGUGCUGUACUUCACCGACCGCUCCCUCACGCCUUUCAUGGUCAGCAUACCAAAGAGGUUAGGGGAAGUGACUCUGAAGGAUUUUAAGGCAGCUAUUGAUCGUGAAGGAACCCACCGGUACCAUUUCAAAGCCCUGGAUCCAGAGUUUGGCACAGUCAAGGAGGAGGUAUUCCAUGAUGACGACAUCAUUCCUGGUUGGGAGGGAAAAAUUGUGGCCUGGGUGGAAGAAGACCAUGGGGAGAAUUAAUCAAGCUUUUAAGUCUUGUCACUAUGGAAACGCGUAACUGACUGCUGAGUUCAAAGAAUGACCAAAAAGCCUGUGUGCUGGAAGGAGUCCAACCCAAGCUGCUAAAACAGGGCUUCUCUGCGAACAGUGGGUGAUGCAUGCUGCGUGCAUGGAUGCCUGGCAUCUGACUCUCCAUGGCCAAACGCAGUGUUUGAGACUGAAAUGACAGGUCUGUGGGAAAGAAGCACUGUGCUUUGUCCUGUCUACUGAACCCUGGAGGCCUUAAUGAUGCAUUGCUCCCUUCUCCUGCUUCUUCGUUCUGCAGCAGUACGGGCUGCAGGCUGAUCUGGGCAUUUCAAGUCUGGUUUCUUGUAUGUGAUAUUACGUAAAUCUGCACUGAUGGCAAAAUUGUGAAGCUUUGCCUUUAUGAGUCAGAAGAAGCCGCUAGUGUAUGCAAGCUGAAGGUUUGACCGGCUUUGGUCCUGGACUUGAAUGUGCUGCAGGAGCAGAGUGAUCUGGAGCUUCCAGACAGGCAGGAUAGAAGUCGGACCUGGGGAGGGAAGACAGUCUUCUGGAGGCUUUGUGCAGGGUCUAAAGCAAAGAUCACCAGCUUGGCAAAGCUCCCUUUCUACCAAACUCGGGCUUCAUUUCCUAGCACUGCUUUUCCCACUUGCUCUCCAAAGCUGUACUUGCCUCCUAGGCUCUCUGGGUUUGCUUUGUUGCCAUGGGGACUGUGGGAUUGUGGUGCUUGCUUAUUUGCUAACGGAUUUCAUGUGCAGGGAAGCUGGAAUCUGCUACUUCCCUGGUGUACCGAUAGCCACUUUCCUUGUUGAGCCUCUUCCCCUGCACUCCUGCCCUCUCCUCUUUCAGCAAGGCAGUUUGUCACCUGUGCACAGGCAUUGCUGUGUGCUGCUGCCCACUCAUUGCCAGGGCCACCAAACACCCACCAGUUCCACCACCAGUUUCCUGCUAUGCCUGCUCUUGGGAUGCCUGAAGGAUCAGGAAAUAAAUGACUGGGAAAGAACGAGCCCUAAAAAUCCCUGGGGGUGGGUUUUCUUUAUGGUUCUGUGGGUUGGUUGGUUUGUGCAUCGCUUAUUGCUGCCCUCCUGCCGCUUCGGUUGUAUUUCCCAAGUGCUGGCAGCGAUGUGCAAUGGGCACUGCCAACUCGGAACAUCAAAUGGGUACGUCAAAACUCUGCUCAUUCCUGGUACUUGUGGCUCUUCCGUGGGCCCACCGGGUAUGUGCUGUGCAUGAGCAUGGGAGAGGGUGAGCCUGGUUGUGCCGUUUUAUAUUAACACGUCCUUUUGUAAACAUGUUCCUGUUCUUGGAAUUAUUUUGUACCAGUUCACAUUUGUCUGAGGGCUGUGGGAUAUUUUUCUACUAGUGCAAGUGCUUUCUGUAUAUUUCUGCACGCAUUGUACUGUGUUUUUUCUCAUUUUCUAGUGGAUGCUGAGAUGUUUUGUAUAGUCUCCUGUUAAUGCUACACUGGGCUCAUGACUUUACUAUGGAAAUGCAACUGGUUCCUACUGGGUUUUAUAUUUUUGCCAGCUUUAAUAGGCAGCAACAAUUACUAUUUAUUUUCUCACUGCUUUGCUGUCCAGGAGGUUGCUUCAGGUUCUGAUGUGACUCUGUGCCACUUUGGCACAACACAACCUGCCUCCUGUUCUGGACAGCAUGUUAUGGUGACUUUCUCCUUGUAGACAGCAGUAGGAAAGCUUGUUGAUGGGCUGCAGUGAGGGAAUACAUCUCUCCUGGAAAAGAAACAAAGAUUUUCUUGCUCCUUGGAAAUAGUUGCUCUGUUGCGUGAUCUCUGGUGGUUGGUAAAGAGAGCAUGGGGUUGUACUGAAAUCCAUUGUGUUUCAAUUGCAAAUGUUUCUCAAGUGUUCCUUUUCCUCAGGUUUUACUCGGCAAUUUUGUUUCAGUGAGAGCCACGCAUCCAGGAUAGAAUUUUAUGGAGAAAAUUAAGACCCUUUUCAAGGUCUGUAGUUGCCAAUUCCCUAGCCCUUGCUGCUACACCAAGAUAAACGGUUUGAGUUCUUAGGAACCAGGAGGCUGCUGAUGCGAUCAGAGCUUCCAUUCAGCCUUGCCCACAGCUGUCUGGUUUUCCCAUGGAGGAAACAUUGGUUGUCAGCUGACGCAGGAGGCAGCCUGUUCUUAUCCUUGGAGCUGAUCAGUAACUGACAGCUACAGCAGGAGCCCAGACCAAAUCCUUUAUGGAAAUGCACUUUCCUGAGCAACGGAAGAGCCACAACUGGACGAAAGUCUCAAAGCUUGGGGCUGGCAGUGGGGUGCCUGUCAUCCACACUAACCUCCCUCGUAAGCCAGGAUAAAAAGUAUCCUGAGACAGAAUCACUCGCGCUGCUCUUGCCCAUAGCUCUGUUGUGGGUCCCCUCUAGCAGUGAAGGUGGAAUCGAGGGAGUUGCUGUUGUGGCAGGACUGCUGCUCUGAGCUGUAUCCCACGCACACUUUGCGUUCAACUUUUUUUCUGUGUGGAACCUGCAGCCUUUCUCAGACUCUUAACCUUGCGUGACUGACAGAGCAGGAUCUGGAAUAGUGGGCACACUGAUUUUUUUUCUUUCUGAUAAAAGCAGAAGACGUGGUUUUAAAAACAGUUUGACUUCAAUGGAUUUAUUCUGGGGCUGUGCUCUUAAUUCCAUUCCCAGGACUUGUAUGUUUUGCUGUUUUGAACUGGUUUGUUUCUGUCCACCUUUCUCCAAAGUCCCCUUCUGGUUCUUGUACCUCCCUCUGUAACACACAGGUACUGUGUAAAAUUAUAUUUUCAU